AUGCCCAAGAGUCCCACGGACAAGCUCAACGCGCAGCUGCGGCGUCUGGACGACAUGUCGGCCGUGCCGCGGGGUGCCGUUUCGGACGUGCUCUUUCAGGUCGUCCAGCAGUGGUACGACGAGUCCAUGCCGUUUGAUUCUGGCGGCCAGUGCCUCGUGGACGCCAUGCAGCAGCUGGAGCAGGACGUGGACGGUGACGAUUCGGAUCCCGAUGGUGACGACAGUUCAGGAAGCGAUGACAGCUCCGACAGCUCCGACAGCUCGGACUCUGGGAGUGACUCGGAUGACGAUGGACCAGGCGGUGGAGACAGGCAGGCUGCGCCGCGGCCAAAGCCGAGACGGACAUUUGGCAAGCGCAGCGGUAGCAUUCCUGAGGCGGGACCCCGCGUAGGACAUGUCGGCGUCGACAGUGCAGCCCAUGACGAAAACGAGACUGCGGGCGGCUCUGACGGUGAGUCGGAUGGCGGCUUGGAUACCGCUUCGAUGGCUGCAUCGCACGCCGGGUCUGAUGCGGCCAACCCUAUCCAUCUGGAUGACGAUGACGUCGAGAACAACCAUCGCAGCGUCAGUCUCGGCCCGACCACCAUGACGACCCAUCCCGUGGCACUGGCGAUGCGUCCUCCGCCGGGCGUAGCUGUUUCACGGCGGUCGUCGUCGGUUGCCGCUUCGACCGUGUCUGGCGCGUCGUCGGGCUCGCUGUUCGUCUCGGGACGGGGCAUGCAGAGGCUCGCGCGGCCUAUGCGGGCGCAGACGCAGGAGACGACGGCAAGCGACUUUCACGCUCGCGUCGCGGAUCAGAUUGGCGGUGGGCGGGUGACGAGUCACGAGGUGCGGUCGCAGCUGGACCUUGGCGCCGUGGUCGAUCUCACGGCAGGCAGUGACGAUGAGGACGCCGACGAGGACGCCGACGAGGACGCCGACGAGAGCAGCUCUGAUGACACGUCAGGCCGGCAUACUGGUUCUCAAGGCCGAACCGACUCUAUAGAGGUUGAUUCGAUGGAGGGCGACGAUGGACCGAUGGAGAACGACGAUGGACCGAUGGAGGGCGACGAUACACAUGAUGGUGGAGGUGACCAUGGCGAAGAUUCGCCGCGGCGUCACCCCCAGGUCGGAGACAAGCGUCCUGUGGAUGCUGAUGGUGUCGCGCACUCGCCGUUGAAGAGACUGCGGUCGGAAUGGUGA
Verticillium dahliae VdLs.17 is the source of this 1182-nucleotide messenger RNA. RefSeq lists its product as uncharacterized. The transcript has a single exon. NCBI's taxonomy places the organism in Eukaryota, Fungi, Ascomycota, Sordariomycetes, Glomerellales, Plectosphaerellaceae. The record is from RefSeq and is a predicted model, not a curated record. Bases 1 to 1182 code for a protein of 393 amino acids.